Molecule: messenger RNA, 1035 nt
Organism: Rotaria sp. Silwood2
Lineage: Eukaryota; Metazoa; Rotifera; Eurotatoria; Philodinida; Philodinidae
Source: the annotation of a GenBank genome assembly
AUGGGUCGAAUAAAACACAAGAAGGAAGAUUAUAUGGAGGCACUGGAAUUCUAUAGAAAGGCGCUUGAAAUUCAACAAAAAUCUCUUCCUUCAAAUCAUCCAGAUUUUGCCGGUACCUACAAUAACAUGGGUUCAGUGUAUGGCAAUAUGGGAGAGUACUCAAAAGCGCUCGAUUUCUAUCGAAAGACGCUUGAAAUUCAACAAGAUUUGCUUCCUUCAAAUCAUCAAAAUUUGGUUACUACCUACAAUAACAUUGGUUUGGCACACAAAAACAUGAAAGAACAUCCCAGAGCACUUGAGUUUUAUCAAAAGGCACUUGAAAUCCAACAAAAAUCUCUUCCUUCAAAUCAUCGAGAUUUUGCUACUACCUACAACAAUAUAGCUUCGGCCCAUUACAACAUGAAUGAAUACUCGAACGCACUCUCGUUCUAUAAAAAAGCGCUUAAAAUUUACCAAAAGUCUUUUCCUCAGGAUCAUUCAUAUUUAGCUACUAUCCACCACAAUAUCGGUUCGGUGCAUAAAGAUAUGGGAGACUACUCGAAAGCACUCGAAUACUUUCAAACGGCACUUGAAAUCAGAGAAAAAUCUCUUCCUUUAAAUCAUCCAGAUAUGGCUACUAUCUAUAGCAGCAUGGGUUUGGUGUAUGUCAAAAUGGAACAAUAUUCGAAAGCACUUGAGUUCUAUCAAAAGGCACUUGAUAUACAACAAAAGUCUCUUUCUCCGGAUGAUCCCAAUUUGGCUAUUACCUAUCACAACAUUGCUUCGACGUAUUACACCAUGGAAGAAUACUUAAAAGUACUCGAAUUCUUCAACAAGACACUUGAAAUCCAACAAAAAUUUCUCCCUUCGAAUCAUCCAGAUAUGGCUGCUUUGUAUUACUACAUCGGUUUAGUGUAUCACCAUAUGAAAGAAGACUCGAUAGCACUCUCAUUUUUCGAACGUGCUGUAGAAAUUGGACAAAUUUCACUGCCUGAAAAUCAUUCUAAUCUUGAAUUGUACCGAAAAGACCUUUACAAAUUACAACAUGAAUUAUGA